Molecule: messenger RNA, 2141 nt
Organism: Aethina tumida (small hive beetle)
Lineage: Eukaryota; Metazoa; Arthropoda; Insecta; Coleoptera; Nitidulidae
Product: SET and MYND domain-containing protein 4-like
Exons: 6
Coding region: 39-2036 (665 amino acids)
Molecular function (GO): protein binding
Source: RefSeq, a predicted model, not a curated record
GAAUAGUUUCAGUGUUGAGCUGUAAUUAAGUUGUGAAAAUGUAUCAUCAGUUUUACGACAAAACAUUUAUGUCAAUAUGUAGCGAAAAGACUUUGCAAACGAACGCAAAAGGUUUCUUUUUUAGUUUUGCGGAUCAUGUUUUGGAAAAAGCCGGCGAAAAGUGGGUUAAAAAUGUGUUCGGCAAAUUGCAGAACGAUAAGGAAAGAAUCCGAAUUAUUUAUGAGGCAAAUGAGACAAAAGAUGUGGUGGCUAAAGUGUUAUCAAACGUUCAAGAAAUUUACAGACCGAAGUCAGCAGAGACAUCUGCAAGUCGUCGUCUCGAUGCUGAAGAGCAAUUAGCGAAGGGUGAUUUACCUAAGGCCCUGAACCUCUAUUCGCAAAGUGUGCUUAGAUCGCCGCCCAUCGGACAUUCGCCUCACAUAGACGACGGACAUACGUUGUCUUUGGGUUUGUUGGGAAGAGCAAAAGUUUUAAUGCAAAUGGGGUACUACGAUUUGGGACUGAACGAUUUGCAGUUAGCCCUGAAAGAAGGUCUGCCUUUGAUGUACCAAGUGGAGGCUUUCUGGAGAUCCGGGAUUUGUUACAAGGCACUAAACGACCUAAAACGUUCCGAUGUCGCUUUCAAAUUGGCCGAGAAACUAUUCAAUAAAAAAGAAAAGUUGGCGAUUUUAGAGGCAGACAAACGUAGGACGUAUAAACUUAAGCAACGAGAAGAUCGUCGUGAAGUUCCAAACGUUGUCGGCGGACGUCACCCACUUUACAAAGAUGCUUCUAGGAAGAUUGCUGUGAAAAAAACAGCUAAUUUGGGCCGAUUUGUAGUGGCAUCUGAGCAGGUCAAAACUGGUGACACUCUUGUAGUUGAAGAGCCUUACGUUGCUUGCUUACUACCCGAAAUGUUUGGAACUCACUGUCACCACUGUUUCGAACGAUUUAUAGCUCCCGUUGGUUGUACGAAUUGUAGCAGCAUUGCAUUUUGUACCACGAAAUGUAGAGAAGCCGCAGCUGCUUAUCAUCAAUAUGAAUGUAAAUUUCUCGAUUUGAUGAUCGGUUCUGGUAUGAGUGUUUUAGCGCACGCGGCUCUCCGAAUGAUUACGCAAAUCACACCGGAAAAAUGUAAGCGUAUUUACAACAACAGACAAUCGGAAUGGGUUUAUAACUUAUGUACGAAUUCUUCUGUACGUCUGCCUGCCGAUUUCCUACAAAGAACGUUAAUGGCUGCCUUUUUACUGAGAUGUUUGCAAAAAAGCAAUUACUUCGGUCAUGCUGAAGAGUCUCAGGCUGACAAGCCUAGUGAAGAGGAGUUGCAAGUUGGGGAAUUGCUUUUAUUCCAUUUGCAAAUGUUGCAGUUUAAUGCUCACGAAAUCUAUGAAACGAGGCAUACGGCGAACAAUCGGCUAGAACAUUCAAAAAUCUCAUAUAUUGGGGUGGCGAUUUAUCCCACUGUGUCGCUUUUCAAUCACGAUUGUUAUCCAGCGGUGGCGAGGUAUUUUGUGGGAAAAAAGAUCGUGAUUAGAGCUUUGCGUCCGAUUUCUGUUCGAAGUGUGGUCGCUGAAAAUUACGGACCGAUUUUUACGAGACGAAUCUUACAAGACAGACAGAGGUCGUUGAGCUCGAGAUACUGGUUUAAUUGUCAGUGCGAGGCUUGCGUAAAAAAUUGGCCGGGGCUUGACAAUGGACUAGCUGACGUCAGUCUAAGGAUCAGAUGUACAAGCAAGAAGUGUCCGGGUUAUUUUACAUUACCGUUGACAAAUGUAAAACUAAAAUGUCCGAAAUGUGAAAAGAACGUCUAUUUGGGUGAUCACAUGGAUAAAUUAAAAUGGUGUUUGGAGCAGUAUGAAUUAGGUUUCAAAGCUUUAUACGAGUUGAAUCCUAGGCGAGGAAUCGAGAUUUUAUGUCCUGCGAUAGAUGUUUUUCAUAAGGUGUCUUUGCCUCCACACAAAGAAACACAUUUAGCCCAAGAAGCAUUGAGAACUUUUAUGGCGGACUUUGGAAAUACUUCUGAAACAUUAGUUAAAAAAAAAAAGAAUUCUAAUUAAAAUACUGAUUAUGCAUUAACAAUUGAUUUAAUAUUAUUUAUUUAGAACGUAGCGAUUGAAUUAAUUUUCGGUGCAAGAAAAUUAAAUUAAUUUAUCAAUUAAGAA